AGUAUCUACUUUUGUCUUGGCUUUUACCCUUUAAGGCACUAAUAGUACUUCACUAUUCAAGUCAAGCUCUGAAAGAAUUUGUUCUUCUUCAUCCAUUUAUAGACUUCAUUAUUGUAAAUUCUUAUCUUUCAAAGAAGAUUAUUGAGACUCGUGUAUCGGGUUUGUAGGUAAAAGAAUAUUGAACUUCGAGCUAGAAUUAAAAAAAAGAAAAAAGGAAGAGAAAAAAAGGAAUGGUGAGAAGAAAAACUAUGUUGAAAGGAAGAAUUUCAAGGAUAGGAAGAUAUGCUAUUGCUUCAUCAAUUACAGAUCAAUGUAUAACUUGUACUACCUUUAAUAUUCUAGCUCCAAUCUACAAAAGACUGAGUGAUGAUGAGGAUGAUAUUGGUCGUGAAAGCGAUUACAGGGCUUAUUGGCUUGCUCGAAAUCGAAGGAUAUUGGAUUGGUUGCUCCGGGAAAAAUCUACCAUUAUUUGUCUUCAGGAGUAUUGGGUUGGAAAUGAAGAACUUGUUAGUAUGUAUGAAAAGAGGCUUGGUAAUGCUGGUUACAUCAGUUUCCAGCUUGCGCGAACCAACAAUCGUGGAGAUGUCUUGAUCAUAUGUUUUCGUUGCUUAACCAUCCAACCUGACGGUCCCCCAAGUAGCUGUUUAGGAAAGAAAGGUCUUCUUACUGCUGUACACAGAGAUUAUUUCAGUAUUAUAAAUCACCGAGAUUUGUUGCUUAAUGAUUUUGGAGAUCGUGUUGCUCAGCUAUUGCACGUUGAGUUAGUUAGCCCUUGUUUUCUAAACCGAAGCAAUAACGUUCGACAAGAGAUUCUUAUUGUGAACACACACUUGUUAUUUCCCCAUGAUUCAACUCUCUGCCUAGUGAGAUUGCACCAAGUUUAUGAGAUCUUGCAAAAUGUGGAAUCUUAUCAGAAAGAAUUUGAGCUGAACCCUAUGCCUAUCCUACUCUGCGGUGAUUGGAACGGAAGUAAAAGUGGACAUGUUUAUAAGUUUCUAAGAUCUCAAGGGUUUGUCUCAUCGUAUGACACCGCUCAUCAGUACACGGAUGAUGACGCUCAUAAGUGGGUUAGCCACCGCAAUCACAGGGGAAAUAUUUGUGGCGUUGAUUUCAUAUGGCUUCUCAACCCGAACAGAUAUCGGAAGCUUCUCAAGACUAGUUGGAAUGAGACGGUAUUUAGCUUGUUCAAGUCACUACUUCGAAGAGCUUCACUAACCGUAAAAGAUGCAUUUACCUUUCUUAAGGUGGAUAGUGAAGGUGAUUAUGUAACUUACUCGGGUUUUUGCGAAGCACUUAGACAGCUGAAAUUAGCAGGGCAUCGUUACGGGCUUAGUGAGAAAGAGAUGAAGGACUUGUGGGUUCAGGCAGAUAUUGAUGGAAAUGGAGUGCUUGAUUACAGAGAAUUCCAGCAAAGAAUCUGGUAUUCAGAAGAGUUGGAUGAUGGAAGUAUCCACGAUAACGAUCAUCUUCAUGAUCCAGUACAUGACAUUCAACAAGCUAUCGGGUUCAGUGUGAAAAAUGCCGUUCUCUUCCCAACUGAAGUGGAGAAAGGGAUGUGGCCGGAAGAUUAUUCAUUAUCUGAUCACGCACGACUCACUGUAGUUUUGUCACCAGUGCAAAUGCCAUGCUCGAAGCUGAUUUUCUGACAAAUAAUAGAAUUCCCGUUAGGAUUUUUGUAAGCAGAAAACAGGACAUGGACAUACGUAAUGGGGAUGCUCGUCGACUUUCUGUUGGUGACUUUCCGAUUUGGAAACGCCCAAGUUCAUAUCCAACUAUAUUCAGGUACCAAACCUGUUUGUUCAUAGCCGAUUUGCUCAGAAGAUGAGUUAUUAUUGUCGGAGUUCAUGAGUUUCGUUUUUAUAAAGCAAAUUGACCUUCAAUCGCAGGAGACAAAAGCGAUGGUGCUGUUUUACAUUGCGGAAUCCUGAUUUGGGGGAAGACGAAUGCAAAGAAGGUCACGGAUACAUGAUCUAUGAGAAGAGGGCGAGAAUGAUGAGCUUGAACAUAUUGUACAUAGAGUAUACAUGUCACUUUUAUGGGAUCGUAACUACGUUCUCAAUCUCAAACAUGUAUUUUUACUCGCAUAUUUUCAUGGCUUUUUGGA
This is a messenger RNA of Amaranthus tricolor (Joseph's coat), 2104 nucleotides long. RefSeq lists its product as uncharacterized. The transcript is spliced from 12 exons. Gene Ontology annotation, molecular function: calcium ion binding; 3'-5'-RNA exonuclease activity. NCBI's taxonomy places the organism in Eukaryota, Viridiplantae, Streptophyta, Magnoliopsida, Caryophyllales, Amaranthaceae. The coding region runs from base 231 to 1646 and encodes 471 amino acids. The record is from RefSeq and is a predicted model, not a curated record.